GCUCCACCAGUGGCCCGAGGCGCCGGUCUCCAGUCAACCUUCGCAGCCCCCCCUUCCUUUUUUGCUUGGCUCCCACCCUCCCCGGCCUCCUCGGGUCCUUUGGCUGGACGCUGAGGCGGGGGGAAGAGGCUGGGGUCGCCACGGUGGAGGUUGUCGCCGCCACCCCCCUGCGGGGGUGGCCGGGGUUCCCGGCUGGGGGGGCACCGUUCCGGGUGAGGCAUCCACCAUGGUGAGGCCCCUGAGCCGCUGCCCCCGCGCCCCCCCGGCCGCCGCUGCCUCCUGCCCCUCAGUGCUGCUGCUGCUCCUCUGCCUGCUGUUGCUCCUCCAUCUCCAGAUCGGAUCGCGGUGAGGGAAAGAUGAGCGAGGAGACGGCGACUUCUGACAACGAUAAUAGUUAUGCACGAGUGCGAGCUGUGGUGAUGACCCGGGAUGACUCAAGUGGUGGAUGGUUACCACUUGGAGGGAGUGGACUAAGCUGCGUCACUGUCUUCAAAGUCCCUCACCAGGAAGAGAAUGGCUGUGCUGACUUUUUUAUCCGUGGAGAGCGACUCAGGGACAAAAUGGUGGUUUUGGAAUGUAUGCUUAAAAAAGACCUUAUUUACAAUAAGGUCACUCCAACAUUUCACCACUGGAAGAUUGAUGACAAGAAAUUUGGCCUUACCUUUCAAAGUCCUGCUGAUGCUAGGGCUUUUGAUAGAGGCAUUCGGAGAGCUAUAGAGGAUAUUUCUCAAGGAUGCCCAUCAUUUAAAAAUGAAGCUGAAGGUACAGAAGACAAUUUACAAGCAGCUGAAGAAGAUACUUCCAGUUCUCUAGUGAAAGAUCAUCUUUUCCAUCAAGAUACCGUGGUUACCAGUGAGCCUUACAGAAGCUCAAGACCUUCUCCCUUUGAAGGUCUGAAUGCCAGAAGUGUCUACCUGCGAAGCCAAGCGAAUCAGAUAAUGUUCAGUCAUCCAGGCCUAGACAUUCAGGACAGAAGUAUAGAAUAUGGACAGCGGCAAAUGCCCAAGGAAUGUGGAGGCCUGAAGUCCCAAAAUAAGGUCCCUUUGAAAUCAAUUCGACAUGUCAGCUUUCAAGAUGAGGAUGAGAUUGUCAGAAUAAACCCUCGCGAUAUCUUAAUACGUCGCUAUGCAGACUAUAGACAUCCCGACAUGUGGAAAAAUGACCUGGAGAGAGAUGAUACUGACUCCAGUGUUCAGUUUUCUAAACCAGACAGUAAAAAAUCAGACUAUCUGUACUCUUGUGGGGAUGAAACUAAGUUAAGUUCACUCAAAGACUCUGUGGUAUUUAAGACACAGCCUUCCUCAUUAAAAUUUAAGAAGUCAAAACGAAGAAAAGAAGAUGGUGAACGUUCUCGCUGCGUAUACUGCCAGGAAAGGUUUAAUCAUGAAGAAAAUGGCAGGGGAAAAUGUCAGGAUGCUCCAGACCCUAUUAAGAGAUGCAUAUAUCAAGUUAGUUGCAUGCUCUGUGCAGAGAGCAUGUUGUAUCAUUGUAUGUCAGACUCAGAGGGAGAUUUCUCUGACCCCUGUUCAUGUGACACUAGCGAUGACAAGUUCUGCUUACGAUGGUUAGCCCUAGUAGCUUUGUCUUUCAUUGUACCAUGUAUGUGCUGCUACGUCCCUUUGAGAAUGUGCCAUCGUUGUGGUGAGGCGUGUGGGUGCUGUGGUGGGAAACAUAAAGCUGCUGGAUGAAAGCAUCCAGUGCCAAAAUGAGCUUAAAAUCUUUGUGUCCAGGAAUUAGCUAACUUGGAUUUGUGGAAGCUUUUGGCAAGCAUUAUGCAGUCUUGCCUGGUAUCCUUGGGGCCACACGUGGAGGAAGCAGAACUCAUCGGUUCUUGGCAUUUCACAAAUGCUCGCCAUGCCCUUUUCCCUGGAGUGCAUGGCAUGUUUUGUUACAGGUUGUCAAGAAUAUUUGCAAAAGGACACCAUUUCUGGUUAUUGGCAAUAUAAAGUGAACAUAAAAUAUGAUCCAACUAAAAGGGAUUAAAUUUUUUUGGCAUUUUUGUAUAUUUAUGCAUUAGGUGAUGGGACCUUUAAAGGUUUGAAUUCAUUAAGAUAUAAACUAAAAGUGCACUAGGGGACAGUUGGAUUUCAAUCUAAGAAAAGUUAACACUUGGGAAUUGUAAGAAGUAAAACAAGUGCAACUAAAUCAUUUAUUAGUUGUUUUUUGAAAGCAGUUUUAUGUAUAAAUAACAAAUGUUUAUAUUUAACUAAAUAAAAGGUACGAAUUAUUACAUAUAAAGCUUUUCUUCCCCUUCCUAGUUCUGAAGUAGAUGUACAUAUAUCUACUGUCACAUUCCAUAUAUUUUGAAUAUUUUACUCAUCUAGUUAAUAACGUUUUUAUUCCAUGUGAAUGAUUUUAUAUUUUCAUCGUCAUUUCCCUUUGGCUACAGUUUAUAUUGAGUUAUAUCUGUACAUUCUGGUAAUCUAAAAUCCUUAUAAAAUAUUCUAAUAGCCUUGAGUGACCAACUUUUUUUUUUUAAGCACAGAUGUAAUUGUCUAAUGUUAUGAUGGGAACAUAACACUUAUUUUUAUAUAAAAAGAGACUGAGUAAACAUUAUAGAAAAAGUGAGGUUUUGGGUUGUUUUGUUUUGUUUGUGGUAUUCAACCAGCAAGUUGUUUUCUUUCAGAAUUUCCUCCUUUCAAAAAAGUAUAUUGCAUUUACAGAUGUUUUACAAGGUUAAAAGUGCAACUGGAUAGUUAUAGUCAAACAGUUUCCUCCUGAGAUUUCCAGUUAUCAUUCUGCUAAUCCAGAAUAUGUUCAGCUGUGUUAAUAAUAUUUUAGCUUAAUCCUCAGUGCUUAUUAUCACAUAACAAUGAUAACUUUUCUCAUUUUUAUUUUAUAAACGGACCAGAAGCAAAAUUAUGCUAAAGAGUGUUUUAAACUACCCCAGAAAACUAUUUAAUCCAACAUCCUGAAUGAAAUAUCUUGUAUGUUUAAAUUUAUAUUCUCUUGUAGAGCAUUGUCCUACUGGAUGUUUUAUUUGCAAAGUAGUUGCAUAAAUGUUUCACCAAGUUGUUUGAAGUACUUUGGGGUCAAAUUGUCUUUUUUUUUAAGUGUUACAUUGAAACUCUAACCAAGUAAGGGGUUCCUAAAGAACAUUCCCUUAAAGGGAUAAAGUUGAGAAGUGUGCCUUUUUUUUAAUGGCUUGAAGUUUCAGAAAUGAUCAAAAUUAAAAUCACACUACUGUUUGAAGCUCAUUUUCUAUGCAGGUUUUAAAAUGUCAUUUACAUAAUCAUUCUUUUUACAUAUCACACUUAAAAGCUUAUGUUAGCUUUUUUCUUUUGCCCCAGAUCAAACUGAACAAUGUACAUAACACUAUCUGUCUGUAAAAUACUUUUUUUUAAGAAAGCAUUUAUAUUUAUAUGACAGCUUGAACUGACAACAUUGUGUAUAUAGAUCACCUUGAAGUAUUAUUUCACAUUGAAAAGAAGAAAAAUAUAUUGAUAACUAUAGAUGUUAUGAAGAAGAGGUUAUUUCUAGUUUUGUACUAAAAAUCAAUUGGUUGAACUAAGUCCAAAACAUGACACCGUAGCAGCAGUUUUAAGUCUUAUUUUUACUGUUUAUAUAUUUGGAUGCUGCUACACCAGAUGAUCUUCAUCCCUGAAGUUUUCAGCUAAACUUGGUUUCCUAGAAUAGACUGUUAACUUUCAAAAUUACUUUUUAUUGAUAAAAUGGAAAUACUGGUUUUCCUUGUGACUGAAUUUUCAUAUUUGUAAGUGCUGAGGUUAUAAUUCAGGUUUGAGCAGGUGUGAAUAACUGAAGAAAAUAACUUGCUGGCUACAUAGGAAAAUGCUGUGGAAAUGAACUGUGUAUAUACUUCUGGGAAGAACAAAUUUAAUCAUUUCUUCUGUUGAGCACUAAUCAGUAUAGUGCAACUCCUGGUUCUGUACUGUAUUUUAUAUGCAACAUAUAUGCUUUAAUAUUUUAAUGUUUGUGCAUUAAUAUUUUCAGUGUGUUUAACCACUUUGCUGCUAAGAUCUUUCCGUCCCAUACCCAAUUUUUCCUUUACAAUUUUUAAACAAGUUUCUUCAUUAAAAACUAUGGUGAUGAAA
Dama dama (fallow deer) is the source of this 4052-nucleotide messenger RNA. RefSeq names its product sprouty related EVH1 domain containing 1 (gene SPRED1). Gene Ontology annotation, molecular function: protein kinase binding. The transcript is spliced from 7 exons. Gene Ontology annotation, cellular component: membrane. Gene Ontology annotation, biological process: negative regulation of MAPK cascade; multicellular organism development. The record is from RefSeq and is a predicted model, not a curated record. Lineage: Eukaryota; Metazoa; Chordata; Mammalia; Artiodactyla; Cervidae. Bases 357 to 1688 code for a protein of 443 amino acids.